AUGAAACAAAAUUUAACUUUUGAAGAAGAUAAUUACAAUUACUUAGAUAAAAACUCCUAUCAAUAACAUGUAUAAGAAAUUAAUCGUUUAACUUAAAUGAUUAAUUCAAAUAUGUUUUUAGAUAAAGCUGAACUUUAUUAUAAGAAAGGAAUGAAUUUAUUUGUUAUAAAAAAUCAUGAGGAAGCAGUAUAAUCUUUUAAUAAAGCAACUAAUAUUGAUAAGAAUCAUGCUGAGGCUUAUUUUCAAAAAGGAUAAAUCUUUCGUACCUUCUUAAAAGAUCCUAAAGCAGCUGUAAAUGAGCUAGACGAGGCUAUUAGAAUAAAUCCUAAAUAUGUAGAAGCAUAUAAUUGUAGAGGCUAUGCACUUAUGGAUUUGCAUAAGUAUGAAGAUGCAGCAGAGUCUUUUGAUAAAAUUAUAAGAAUUAAUUAGGAAAAUAAUCGAAUAUGCCCAUAUUCAAUCCUAGAACAACUCUAUUUUUGUGAUGGUUAUCAAGGAAAAGCAUCAGCAUUAUAAGAAUUAGGAAGAUGGGAAGAAGUUUUGGAAAUUUAUAACCACUUAAUAAAGCAAAAACCAAAUUAUGAACAUCAUCAUCAUGACAAAGCAAAAGCUUUACUUUUUCUUAACAGAAUAGAAGAAGCAUUAGAUUCUAUAAAUAAAGCUCUAAUAAUUUAACCAGAUAAUCCUUUAUUUUUAUUCACAAAAGGUUAAGCUGUUGCAUUAUCUAGAAAUAGAAAAGCAACAGAAGAGUUUUUUAAUUAGAGUUUAUAAUAAAAAUCUAAAUUUUUUGAUAGUGCUUCCACUUACUUGGAGUAUGGAUUGGCUAUGGAUAUUUUAGGGGAUAAAGUAGAAGCAAUUAGAAACUUUGAUCUUGCAAUACAAGAUUCACCUGAUUAUUAUCAAGCUUAUUAUAGAAAAGGAUUAAUACUUAUUUCUUUAGGGGAGAAGAUGAAAGCAUUGGAUUGUUUUAAUAAAGCUAUAAAAAUAAACCCUGAUUAUAUAGAAGCCUAUAAUGCCAAAGGUUUGAUGUUAUCCGAAUUAGGACAAAAUUGGGAAGCCAUAAAAUGCUAUAAUAAAGUGAUUAAAAUGAAUCCUAAUGAUGCACAUGCUUAUAAUAAUAAGGGAUGGUUCUUAUCUUAAGAAGGAGAUUAUGAAUCUGGUCUUGAGUGUAUAAAUCAUUCUUUAGAGAUAAAUCCGAAAAUUGCACAUACUCAUCAUAGCAAAGGAUUUGCAUUGUCAGCUUUAGGUAGAUAAAAAGAAGCUAUAGAAUGUUAUAAUAAAGCAAUAGAACUUGAUAAUUAACUAAUAUGUGCUCACAGCGAUAAAGGAAUGUCUUAUCUUUUGCUAAAAGAAUACUCUCUUGCAAUAGAAUGUUUUGAUAAAGCUCUUAGUUUUGAUGCUAAUUACACUUAAGCCUAAAAGGGAAAAAUUCAAGCAGAAAAAUUAUUAUUUUGAAC
This is a messenger RNA of Paramecium pentaurelia, 1454 nucleotides long. NCBI's taxonomy places the organism in Eukaryota, Ciliophora, Oligohymenophorea, Peniculida, Parameciidae. The record is from the annotation of a GenBank genome assembly.